Molecule: messenger RNA, 546 nt
Organism: Penicillium soppii
Lineage: Eukaryota; Fungi; Ascomycota; Eurotiomycetes; Eurotiales; Aspergillaceae
Exons: 2
Coding region: 1-546 (181 amino acids)
Source: RefSeq, a predicted model, not a curated record
AUGCUUUUCCUGACACUCAACAGCAGCAGCCGAAUCUCCUUAGUCGCCAAAUACGCCAGCUUCCUUCUCGUCUCAAUCAUUCCUCUGAUCAGCGAUGCUAUCUCACCGAUCGACGAUGAAGCUCGGAGAUUCUGGUCAGCGGUCUUUUACGCCCUACACUCUAUGCUGGUCUACCCGUGUCUCACGGCUAUAGGCUUUUGGGGAAUCUACCAUCAAGCUCGUGAGAUUUUGGCUGUACCUUUUCCAAAUGCACUUAGCUUGCAGGGUCUGGCCAUGCAAGCUAUUGUCUUCACGCUAGUCUCGGUGGCAUGGAUAUAUAGUCUUCCAUUUCCAUAUGAGAAAUUUGACGGUCAACGGGAUCUUAAUUGGGUCAACUUGUCCAUUUGGUACGGGGCUAUCGGUUGGAUCAUCAUUGACAGUUUUGUCUUCGCCCUCGGCCAGGCCGUGCUACUAUUAUUGGCCUUGCAUCGCUCGUUUUCGAGCAAAGCCACUACACAACCAGGAAGCGAGACGGAGCCGCUUUUAGGACAUCCGGUACAGAAAUAG